AUGGGAGGAAACCAUCGGCCAGUCUGUCUCCUCUUUGACAUCGGAGGAGUGUGUGUUGUCUCGCCAUUCCAGGCAAUCCUCGACUACGAGCUAUCCAACAAUAUUCCUCCGGGAUGGGUGAACUUCAGCAUUUCCCGGACCUCGCCAAACGGCAGCUGGCAUAGGAUAGAGCGGGGCGAGAUCCCUAUGGACGCCAAUUUCUUUGCGGCUUUCAACGAGGAUCUCUGCAACCUCACGUUGUGGAAACAGUUCCACGAACAGCAGCAUAAAAAGAAAGGCCUAAGUGGCACAGUGACCGUGCCUCCACUGCCCAAGGUCGACGCGGAAUGGCUCUUCUGGGAAAUGAUGAGGGUAUCGCGCGCGCCAGACCCUUACAUGUUUCCUGCCUUGAAAAAGCUGAGGGCCUCGGGUAAAUUCCUCCUUGGUGCUCUCUCCAACACCAUCAAGUUUCCAGAGGGCCAUCCUUACAAUAAUGAUGCGUCUGGUCUCAGGUCACAGUUUGACUUCUUCAUUUCCUCGGCGCAUACAGGGCUGAGAAAGCCAGAUCCAAGAAUAUACCAGGUUGCCAUCCAAGAGAUGGAUUCCCUCGCUAAGAAGCGCGGGUUUGCCGGGGCUACUGCCGGUGAUAUCUUUUUCUUUGAUGACAUUGGCGAGAAUCUGAAGGCGGCAAAGCGCGCAGGCUUGCACACCGUCAGAGUUACCCUUGGAAAGACACAGGACGCAGUGAAGGAGCUAGAGAAAAUCACGGGGCUUCAACUACUGGAAAGUGAAGAUAAAGCGCGAUUGUAG
Messenger RNA from Penicillium chermesinum, 789 nucleotides. Its product is annotated as HAD family hydrolase. The record is from RefSeq and is a predicted model, not a curated record. The transcript is spliced from 2 exons. Lineage: Eukaryota; Fungi; Ascomycota; Eurotiomycetes; Eurotiales; Aspergillaceae. The coding region runs from base 1 to 789 and encodes 262 amino acids.